This is a messenger RNA of Myripristis murdjan (pinecone soldierfish), 3277 nucleotides long. RefSeq names its product centrosomal protein 112 (gene cep112). NCBI's taxonomy places the organism in Eukaryota, Metazoa, Chordata, Actinopteri, Holocentriformes, Holocentridae. The record is from RefSeq and is a predicted model, not a curated record. The coding region runs from base 87 to 2921 and encodes 944 amino acids. The transcript has 27 exons.
UGACGGAAACCGGAUGUAGCGCAGCGAGGAAGCUGAAGUUUUGAACGGUUUUGAGCGGCGAAAUCACUGCCUGAGCUCAAGGCACCAUGAGCAAAUAUGAGGACUCCUGGGAGAGGCUGGACUCAGAGUUUGACCAUUUCUUACUGGACAUGAAACCAUAUGUCCUUAAACACACUAACAAGACAGAGCGCCAGCUGUGUGCGAUAUGGAUAAAGAAGCUGUGUGACCCAGCCUCGUACGGCUCAAGCCUAACAGGUUGUAAAAACCGCAACAUGUAUGCCCGCCUGCUUCUCCACAUGCUCAAAAGAGGGGUCCUGGAAAGCCCUUUCACCAGCAAACCAGAGCCAGGCAGCCUCAAGACACUUCCUACCUACAUGUCCAUCUACUUUGACGAGCCCCUGAGUGGACGGGGUAUUGAGCAGAGCAAUGCAGCUUUGCCUGACUGGGUGACUGGAGAGCUAGGUGGCCAUGCUGAUGACAGCUUUGGUCUACUUAAGGACCGAAGCUACUCUUCACCUCCUGCGGCUCAUCUCAGGAGGAGGCUAUAUGACGGGAAGUCCCCUUCUCGACCCAUGGCCUCCAGUCCAAUCAAACGUUCCUGCCAGGACGACGUCAGAAUGAUUGAGGGGGAAAUGAAGUCACAAGUGUGUCCUGAUGACACUGACCUUGAGGGUCGUCUCAACAGCUGGAACCUUGGGAUUGAAAACCCCAGGUAUUUGCGAGAGAAGCCCAUUCCCCUUUCCCCGAUUUUCAAGUCAAACCUUGGAAGGAAUAGCACCUUGGCUGAUGAGCAAGGCCCACUGCUCAUACAGAGCAAGGAGAUUGAAAUGAAGAUCAAAGUUCUAGAGGCCAAACACCAAGAGGAGAAACUGAAGAUUCAGCAGAGGCAUGAUGCAGACGUCCAGAAAAUUCUGGACAGAAAGAAUGGUGAGAUUGAGGAGCUGAAGAGCAUGCAUCGGAGCAAGCAGAAAGCGUCAGAGGAGACCAUCCAUAAACUGGAGAAGAAAGUUCAAAGCAUGUUGCGGGAAUCCCAGGUCAUCUGUGAGAGCAAAGAGAAGCAGAUCGCUGAGCUGAAGAAGAUGUUGGAUCAGAGCGCCGACUGCCUAAAAAAUGAGUGGGAGAAGAAGUUACAUGCUGCAGUGGCAGGAAUCGAGCAGGAGAAGUUUGAACUACAGAAGAAACACACAGAAAACAUCCAGGAACUGCUGGAGGACACCAACCAUAGGCUGGCUAAGAUGGAGGCUGAGUAUAACGCUCGAACACAAGCCACUGAGCAAACUGUGCAUGAGCUGGAGCUGCGAGUGAAGCAGCACUCUGUGGAGGUGGAGAGGGGCAACACGCUGCGUCAGAAAGUGACCCAAGAGAAGGCCCAGCUGGAGAUCCACAUUGCAUCCAUCAGUGCUGAGCUGCAGGAGGCCAACAAACGGAUCAUGUCCCUGAUUAAGGAGAAGGAGCAGCAGAGCGAGCAGCAUGAGCAGACUUUGCAGAGGCUCCAAGCCAAACAUGAGACGGACAUAAGCCACUUCCAACAGGAGCAUGCUCUCUCUGCUGCUAAGGCCUCUGAGGUGAUAGAGGACCUGGAGCAGACUGUCGCUCAUCUCAAACAGCAGUUCCAGGACAGUGAACACAGAAGACAGAAACAGCUCAAGGACCAAGAGUUAAAGUUUCAGCAGGAAAAAGAUGAAGUGCAGAUCAACUGUGAAAAAAAGGUUUUGGCCGUCCACAGUGAAGCAGAGAAAGAGAGAACAGAAGCCAAGAAGAAGAUAGCUAAACUAGAAGAAGUGAUCAGGGAGAUGGAGGGCCAGCUGGACAGAGCCAGGGAGAGCCAGAGGCAGCAAAUCCAGCAGGCUGACAUUGCUCUGGAGCAGUUCAAGAAACAAGUGGAGCUCAGCUCUGAGAAAGCCUAUGCUGAUAUGAAACUCCAGAUGGAGAGGGUGGAGGAGGACCUGAUCCGCUCCAAGUCACUCCGAGAGAAUCAGGCCAAAGAGUUUUCCCAACAACUUGAUGCACUGAGACAGAAAUAUGAGCAGCAGAUGGCUGAGCAGCGCAUGCAGCAGGAGCAGGAGAGGACGCGGCUGCAGCAGCAGCACAACGCGGAGAAGGACAGCCUGGUCCAGGAGCGCCAGCGGGAGUUGAGCAGCCUGGAGAGGCAGGCCAGGGCCGCCCUACAACAGCACCAGCAGCACACCCAGGAGUGGAGGAAGCGCGAUGCCCAGACCAUUUCAAACUUGGAGGAUCAGGUGGCUAGCCUGCGCGAGGAGCUCCAGGCAGCCUACGCCCAGCGGAAGGAGCAACUGGCUGAGAUAUCACUGCUCCGGGACGAGGAGAAGCAAAGGGCUGCCCUGGACCAGGAGGCGUCCCUGGCCCGUCUCCGCACUGAGAUGGAGCGCAUCCGCGGUGACCUGGAAAGAAGCCACCAGCUAGAGAAGGAGGCCGCUCAGGAGAAGACCAACAGCAGGUUGAAGCAGAUUGAGAAGGAGUACAGUCAGAAGCUUGCCAAGUCUGCCAAGCUAAUUGCGGAGCUGCAGGCCUCAAUGUGCGACUCCAAGGAGGAGGUUGUGCGUUUGCAGCAGGCGAUGGAGAGGCAGCUGGAGGAGGCCAACGCUCGCUGGGACCAGGAGAGGAGGACUGUGAUGCAACAGGCUGAUCAGGCCAAUAAGGCUCUGCAGGAGAAGGUGGAACGUCUACAGAGGCAGCUGCACUGCUCGGAGAAGAAGCUGCUGAGCAAAGAGCUGGAGACUGACGAGCAGGUGACUGCGGUGCGUCAGGAGUACGAGGAGAAGAUCAAAGGCUUGAUGCCAGCCGAACUCAGACAGGAGCUGGAGGACACCAUCACCUCUCUCAAAGCUCAGGUUAAUUUCCUCCAGAAGAGAGCGUCUUUGCUGCAGGAGGACCUGGAUGCCUGUCGCAGCAGGAGGUGACCAUGGAAGUACUAAAGCUGCACCUUACACUGGGACAUGAAGGAUAAGACGUCCAUUCAGAUGUGAGCAUUUCUGACUGGGUAUUUCAUACACCUGUCAUGUCGUCGGACCAGUCAUUUUAUUUUUUUAGUUUUAUGUGCUGUUGUCUGUCAUGACUUUUAGCAAUGAAAACACUAUUUAUUCAUUGUCAUUUUAAUUUGUUCUGUUGGAAAAUGAAACUUUGUUUUAAUGUUCAAAGCAGUUUUUUUUUUUUACAUUGUUCCAUUUGAUAUGUGAGACAAGUCAUUUAUCAAGUGUCAAGUCCACACCAAGAGGCACCAUUUCAAUAAAAGUCUUGAUGUAUAUUUUUUCUUUGU